AUGCUUGAAAGGAAUACCGACCGCUUCUCGGAUACGCGUCGAUUGCCCAUCGAUCAGCCCGAAAUCAGCGCCUUACUAACACGAACGUUCCAUUACACAAUCAUGGCAAGUGAGAGCAGCUCAGCGGUGUUGGAGCUUAACGAUACAGACGUAACGGAGGAUACGGAGCCCCCAAGUGUUACAGAUGACAAUGAUGGUGCACCACUCAUAAUGGAACACGGAUAUGAUAUAGCUGUGAAGGUGGACGCUCCUCUGAAGCAGAUGUCAACAUUAGAAACUUUUGUGACAUAUCGUGUGCGGUGCGUGUGUGCACGAUGGCCGACGCCGAAAUUUGUACGGAGACGAUACAACCACUUCAGAGCUCUCCACAAGCGGCUGUGUGCCGGUCACCCGCUGAUAGCGGUGCCUCCGCUGCCGCCGCUGCACUCCGCCCGACAGCAGCUCGACAGAUACUCGCCCUCGUUUGUGUGCAUAAGGACACUAGCACUGGAUGCGUUCCUAGACCGCGUUGCGAAACAUCCGAUACUGACGCACAGCGAGGACCUGCGGUUGUUCCUCACGACGCCGGACGACGACCUCGGGCGGGUGCUGCGCCCCGAGGGGGGGCUCGCCCUGUGGGGCCUCGCCGCCUUCACGGGGGACAGGCCGCCCAACGGGCCCAGAGUUAGAUCGUUUUUGUUUCUUAAAAAUAGCGACUCGUCGGGGAUUUGUUUAAAAAUGUGUAUGUCGCUCGCUGGCCGCAGAGUGAAGGACCCCGAGUUCUCGCGCGCGGCGGAGUACCUGGCGGCGCUGCAGCACAAGCUGGCGGCGCUGGACGCGCUGGCGGCGGCGCUGCAGCGCGGCCACAGCGACGCGGCCGAACAGCUCAUGCGGUGA
Molecule: messenger RNA, 876 nt
Organism: Diatraea saccharalis (sugarcane borer)
Lineage: Eukaryota; Metazoa; Arthropoda; Insecta; Lepidoptera; Crambidae
Source: the annotation of a GenBank genome assembly